CGAGAAAGAAAGAGAGAAAGAAAGGAGCGACGGGCGAGGGGGGAGAGAAGUUGUGGAGCACGUGCGCGCGCGCUUCAGGAGCCACAAGUAGUGGAGCGAGCAGCAGCAGCGGAGCCGCCGGCGGACCGUUGGCAGCUGCGAGCGAGGCUCCGAAUCGGAGCCAGUCGGCAGGCGCGAGGCGAGCCGGGCGAGCUGCACGAGGAAAGUCGAUUCGGGCGGCGAGAGGCCCGACGCGCCAGCCACGUGGUCCUGUCCUGCGCUCGUCCGCGGGCAUCGAUUUUCGGAGCGGCGGCUGCAUUGGCGCCGCAGAGAGGAGCGCAGCGGAGCAGCGCUCGGUCCCGCGGCGAUCGGUAAUUAUCAGCAGCCUCGGCUAACGGCUUAAUUGCAGCCACCCACGCCCAUCGGCGCGCGCUCGCGAGCGCAGUCUCGGAGCGCGGCUCCGGCAGGUCGGUCGGCGCGGCGAUGGCGCAGCAGCAGCAGCAGCAGCAGCAGCAGCAGCAGGCCGAGUUCGAGGGGGUGGAGCUGCGGCCCAUGUCGGCGGCGCGGCGCACGCGCUUCCACGUGAACCGGGUGGACAGCCUGGAGGGCCGCGCCAGCCUGCUGGGCGAGGAGGCCAGCCGCAAGUCGCUGCGCAACUUGACGCGCGAGGCGCUGCCGCGGCUGGACAACUACCGCGACCUGCUCAGUAUCCAGGCGGCGCGCCGGCCCUCGCUCGACGAGCUGCACGAGCCGUCGCUGCCGCGCGAGCCCAAGAGAUGCUCGGGUGGCGCGGCGCAGGCCGCGCAAGCGGCGCGCGCGACCCGCCCGGCGGGCGUCAAGUUCGGCUGGGUGCAGGGCGUGCUGGUGCGCUGCCUGCUCAACAUCUGGGGCGUCAUGCUGUUCCUGCGGCUGUCCUGGGUGGUCGCCGAGGCCGGCGUCGGCCAGGCGGUGCUGCUGAUCCUGACGACCACCGUGGUCACCACCAUCACGGCGCUGUCCAUGUCGGCCAUCAGCACCAACGGCCUGAUCAAGGGCGGCGGCACCUACUACAUGAUCUCGCGCUCGCUGGGCCCGGAGUUCGGCGGCUCGAUCGGCCUGAUCUUCUCGCUGGCCAACGCCGUGGCCUGCGCCAUGUACGUGGUGGGCUUCUGCGAAAGCGUGCUCUCCUGCCUGAAGGCCCACGAGCUGUGCAUCUUCGACUGCGCCAGCAGCGACACGCGCCUCAUCGGCGUGAUCACCGUCUUCGUGCUGCUGCUCAUCGUGAUGGUGGGCAUGGAAUGGGAGGCCAAGGCGCAGCUCGGCCUCUUAGUCAUCCUGCUGGUGGCUAUCGCUGACUUCAUCGUCGGCACGUUCAUUGGGCCGAAGAGCGACCAGGAGAAGGCCAAGGGUUUCAUCGGAUACAGCUUCCAAGUUUUCCGAGAGAACCUGUACCCGGACUACCGCGCCUUCGACGGCACCUCGCACAACUUCUUCUCCGUGUUCUCCAUCUUCUUCCCGGCCGCCACGGGGAUCCUGGCCGGCGCCAACAUAUCCGGCGACCUGAAGGACCCGCAGACGGCCAUCCCGAAGGGCACCCUGCUGGCGAUCCUCAUCACGACGGCCUCGUACCUGCUGAUAGCGCUGAUGGUGGGCGCGACGGUGGUGCGCGACGCCACCGGCGACACCUUCGAUCUGCUGCAGGUCUUCAACCGGUCCAUCCGCAGCUCCUUCGACCGCGCCACGCUGGCCAGCUUCUCCGAGAAUUUCAACCGCGACUGGACCACGUACGCCACCGACUUCAACUGCAGCCUCAAGGCCUGCCCGUACGGCAGCCAGAACAGCUUCCAGGUGAUCGAGCUGGUGUCCGGCUUCGGGCCCAUCAUCUACGCGGGCUGCUUCGCGGCCACGCUGUCCAGCGCACUGGCCUCUCUCGUGUCGGCGCCCAAGGUCUUCCAGGCUCUGUGCAGGGACCAGCUGUAUCCGGGCAUCCACUGGUUCAGCGGCCAGGAGGGCAAGGAGCCCGUCAGGGGCUACGUGCUCACCUUCCUCAUCGCCCUGGCCUUCAUCCUCAUCGGGGAGCUGAACGCCAUCGCGCCCCUCAUAUCCAACUUCUUCCUGGCGGCCUACACGCUCGUCAACUUCAGCACCUUCCACGCGUCCUUCACGAGACCGAUCGGCUGGCGACCCACGUUCAAGUACUACAACAUGUGGCUGAGCCUGGCCGGCUCGGUGCUCUGCGUGGCCGUCAUGUUCCUCAUCUCGUGGUGGACCGCGCUGAUCACGCUGUGCUGCGUGCUGGCGCUCUACCUGAUAGUCUGCUACAGGAAACCCGACGUCAACUGGGGCUCGACCACGCAGGCCCAGACCUACAACUCGGCGCUGACCUCGGUGCAGCAGCUCGACCGCGUGGAGGACCACGUGAAGAACUACCGGCCGCAGAUUCUGGCGCUGACCGGCAAGCCCAGCUCCAGGUCGACGCUGCUCGACUUCGCCCACCAGCUCACCAAGAACCAGAGCCUGCUGGUCUGCGGCCACGUGGUCGAGACGCCGCUGACGCACAAGACCAGGGGCCUGAUGGUGGCCAAGACGAGCGCCUGGUUCCGCGCCAAUAAGCUAAAGGCCUUCUACUCGCUGCUGGACGGCGCCACCUUCCAGGAUGGCGCCACCUCGCUCAUGCAGGCCUGCGGUCUCGGCAAGCUGCGCCCCAACGUGCUGCUCAUGGGCUACAAGAGCGACUGGCUGGUUUGCCCGCGGCGCAGCCUCGUCGAGUACUUCAACGUGAUGCAUAAAGCGCUGGACAUGCACAUCGCCGUGGCCAUCCUGCGGGUCGACGGCGGCCUCGACUACGACAACGCUGAGCAGCAGGACGCCAAGAGGCCGCUCAAGAUCCCCAAGAACCAGAGCUUCUCGCAGCUGAGCCAAGCCAGCAGCGCGUCCGACGUCUCGAUGCCGGGCAGCCCAACGCCGAGGCGCUCGCCGAGGGCCGCGCAGCCCGACGCCGACAAGCCCGAGGCGCCGAGCGUGACGGCCUCGGCCGGCGACCUCCUGCUCAGCUCGAGCCGCUUCCACAGGAAGCAGCGCAAGGGCACCAUCGACGUCUGGUGGCUGUACGACGACGGCGGCCUGACCCUGCUGCUGCCCUACAUCGUCAGCACCCGCAGGAACUGGGCCAGCUGCAAGCUGCGGGUGUUCGCUCUGGCCAACAGGCAGUCGGAGCUGGAGUACGAGCAGCGAAACAUGGCCAGCCUGCUGUCCAAAUUCCGCAUAGACUACUCGGCCCUGAAGGUCAUCUCGGGCAUCUCCAAGCCAGCCCAGAGCGGCAGCGUCAGCUUCUUCGAGUCGCUGAUCGCGGACUUCCUGCAGGAGGGCCAGCCCGGCGCCGACGAAGCGAGCGUCAUCAAGGAAUCGGAGCGCCUGGCCAUGAAGCAGAAGACCAAUCGGCACCUGCGCCUGCGCGAGCUGCUGCAGGAGCACUCGAUGGACGCCAACCUGGUGGUCAUGACCCUGCCGAUGCCGCGCAAGAACGCCGUCUCGGCGCCGCUGUACAUGGCCUGGCUGGAGACCCUCACGCGGGACAUGCCGCCCUUCCUGCUCGUCCGGGGCAACCACACCUCGGUCUUGACCUUCUACUCUUGACUCGACGCGCCUGUCCCUUUCGGCCGCCGCCCGUCCUCCCCGCGUCCCGCAGUCGCCGCUUGUUCGCACGGGGAGCCGACGAUCGCAGACGACGGACGCUCCGGCGAAGCUACUUCGGCGCGCUCGCUGCCGGCGGAGCGAGCGGACGCGCGACGCCACGCUGGAUUGUCAAGCGCAUUGCAUCGAUGCGUCAAGAAAGGAAGCACAUUUGUCAGACGAACAACGUUUUUAAUAAAAAGAGAGUGAAAAGAAAAAA
Phymastichus coffea is the source of this 3850-nucleotide messenger RNA. It is a transcript of the gene Ncc69, whose product is annotated as bumetanide-sensitive sodium-(potassium)-chloride cotransporter. Gene Ontology annotation, cellular component: membrane. The record is from RefSeq and is a predicted model, not a curated record. Gene Ontology annotation, biological process: potassium ion homeostasis; sodium ion transmembrane transport; potassium ion import across plasma membrane. Lineage: Eukaryota; Metazoa; Arthropoda; Insecta; Hymenoptera; Eulophidae. The coding region runs from base 463 to 3594 and encodes 1043 amino acids. The transcript has 16 exons. Gene Ontology annotation, molecular function: sodium:potassium:chloride symporter activity.